Molecule: messenger RNA, 366 nt
Organism: Trypanosoma grayi
Lineage: Eukaryota; Euglenozoa; Kinetoplastea; Trypanosomatida; Trypanosomatidae
Exons: 1
Coding region: 1-366 (121 amino acids)
Source: RefSeq, a predicted model, not a curated record
AUGUCUGGUGACGGUAGUACUGGCAGCAGCAGCGGUGCUUGCGGCUCGUUGGACUUUCCGACUCUUAAGGAGGCGGCCACCGCCAUUCUCACGCCAGAAGAGCUGCAGAACAUGCGGCGCAACCUCACGGAGGAAAAGAUUGCGCACGCCAAGUAUUUGCGCGAGCACCCUGAGAUCGACACACUCAUGCGGCGUGCAAUGAGAAUGCUUCUCAUGGAGCGCCCAAAGGAUCCUGUGAGUUUGCUGUUAGAGUUCUUCGCCCAUCGCGACCUGAAAGCGGAGCUAGAGACAAGUGACGAGGAAGCUGAGCAUAGGGUACUUCGCGCGCAACAGUUGCAGGGCAUGACGCGUGCAUGGCCCCCGUAA